ACAUAGGAAUCUAGCUCUCUAGUAACCUUACUAAAAUGGUAGCCUUUAACAGUUUCUCUAAGCUCUGUGUAGUUGUGGCCCUCGGGCUCUCUGCCACUGUCACCUCUACUGAGGUAGCCCAGGAACAACCCAAGAAGGAAUCGUUCGUAAGCAGAUUCUUUGGUAAAAGAGACGAAACUGCCACUAAGCGUGUGGAAGUGCAAGAAAAAGAGAAUAGUGACAGUGAAGAAGAUAUUGAAACUGGAGAGCCAUCAAACUACUCUGUUGAAUGGUAUCUGUUACCAAAGCCCUUAAACAGAGCAACCCUUCGUUACAGAUUGCCGCGGGAUUUGUAUGAUGUUGUGCCACUGGACUGCAACAAACCGAUAGCACCCGAAGUGGAAAAGCGCAUUAGGAAUUAUUUUUCGUUGCAUACCAUUGAAUGGUAUCUGUUACCAAAGCCCUUAAACAGAGCUGCCCUACGUUAUUCGUUACCAUCUAAUUUGUCGAAAAAAGUUCCAGAAGAUUGUAGAGAACCAAUAAAACCCGAAGUGGAAGAACGCAUAAGAAAGUACUUUUCAUUGUAUGCCGUUGAUUGGUAUCUCUUACCUAAGCCUGAAAACAGAGCCACCCUGCGUAAUUCUCUACCAAGGGAUUUGGCCUCAAAGGUUCCGGAGGACUGUAAUCAACCAAUAGAACCCGAAGUGGUAGAACGUAUUAGGGAGUUCUUCUCGUUGUGUUCCGUUGAAUGGUAUCAUCUGCCCAAGCCGGAAAACGGAAAAUAUCGCCGUUCUAAGUUGCCAUGGGAAUUGUCCAUUGCCGUACCAAAGGAUGGCAACGAGACAAUAUUGGGUGCAGUGGAAAAACGUAGUUAAGAAGGUUUCCCCCGUUUUAUCCAAAGAAGAAAUGAAGUCACCCAUGGCCAUCAGCCAUGUAUUAAUAAAUCACCAAUCGUGGGAUACCUUGAUAAAAAUGCAGUUAUCAUAAUACCACGGUCUAUAGACUACU
Molecule: messenger RNA, 987 nt
Organism: Babesia bovis T2Bo
Lineage: Eukaryota; Apicomplexa; Aconoidasida; Piroplasmida; Babesiidae
Product: SmORF protein
Exons: 1
Coding region: 36-854 (272 amino acids)
Source: RefSeq, a predicted model, not a curated record